AUGCCACGCGAAAUCCUCAACGUACAGGUCGGCCAGGCCGGGAACCAGGUCGGGGAGAGUUUCUGGAGCACACUUCUGGCGGAGCAUGGUCUGAAUGACGAGGGAUUCUACACAGGAAACGAUCCUCUACAGCUCCCCAAGGUUGACGUGUUCUUUACCGAGAUCCCGCAAGGAAAUGGCAGCAAGUACGUUCCGCGUAGCGUGCAGAUUGACCUGGAGAAUGGUGUUUGCUCCCGCAUCCGCUCUGGAAAGCUAGGGAAGCUCUUUCGCCCAGACAGCUUCGUCACCGGCGAGACUGGUGCAGGAAACAACUGGGCUAAAGGCUACUACACUGAGGGUGCUGAGCUUGUGGACGGUAUCAUGGAUGUCGUCCGCGUACAGGCCGAGGCAUGCGACGCUAUGCAAGGAUUCCAAAUGAUUCACUCCCUUGGUGGAGGAACGGGUGCUGGGCUGGGCUCCCUGCUACUGUCCAAGUUCCGAGAAGUUGUGUCUGAAACUGUCGUCGAGCCGUACAAUGCCCUCCUGUCAAUUCACCAACUGGUCGAGAACAGCGACAUGACCAUGUGCAUUGACAACGAGGCACUAUAUGACAUCACCGUCCGGACCCUCAAGAACAAGGCCCCCGAGUUCUCCGACUUGAACGUCUUGGUCUCGCAAGUGAUGUGCGGAGUCAGCACGAGUCUCAGGUUCCCUGGGCAGCUGAACGGAGACAUGCGCAAGCUCGCGCUGAACCUCGUCCCCUUCCCGCGUCUGCACUUCCUCAUGCCGAGCUACGCGCCGUUCUUCGAUCCCCGUGCGCGUUCGUUCGUUCGCAUGACCGUGCCCGAUCUCACAUCAGCGCUCUUCGACCGGAGAAACUUGCUCGUCGCCUGCGACCCUAGGUUCGGCCGGUACCUCACGGCCGCGACGAUCUUCCGAGGAGCAGUCUCCUCGCAGGAGGCAGAAUCAUCCGUCCUAGAUCUCCAGCGCAGGAACUCUACGCAGUUCGUGGAAUGGAUUCCUGACAAUGUUUCGGUGUCGUUGGUUUCCGUGCCUCCUGUCGGCUCAACUCAGUCGGCAACAUGCUUGUCCAACUCGACCGCGGUCCAAGAGCUGUUCCAGCGAACCCUGAGCCAGUUCAUCGCGAUGUACAAGCGUCAGGCUUUCCUCCACUGGUACACCGGAGAAGGAAUGGACGCCAUGGAGUUCUCAGAGGCAGAGAGCAAUGCUCACGAUCUAGUUGCUGAGUACCAGCAGUAUCAAGAGGCAACAGUCGAAGAGGAGUACGCCGACGAAGAGUACGAGGUGGAGGAGGAAGAACUUCCGCUUGAAGACGAAGAAUAA
Rhodofomes roseus is the source of this 1323-nucleotide messenger RNA. RefSeq names its product beta-tubulin 2. Gene Ontology annotation, molecular function: GTP binding; structural constituent of cytoskeleton; GTPase activity. Gene Ontology annotation, cellular component: cytoplasm; microtubule. Bases 1 to 1323 code for a protein of 440 amino acids. The transcript is spliced from 23 exons. The record is from RefSeq and is a predicted model, not a curated record. NCBI's taxonomy places the organism in Eukaryota, Fungi, Basidiomycota, Agaricomycetes, Polyporales, Fomitopsidaceae. Gene Ontology annotation, biological process: microtubule cytoskeleton organization; mitotic cell cycle.